Exaiptasia diaphana is the source of this 3673-nucleotide messenger RNA. RefSeq names its product sushi, nidogen and EGF-like domain-containing protein 1. Bases 1479 to 2327 code for a protein of 282 amino acids. The record is from RefSeq and is a predicted model, not a curated record. Lineage: Eukaryota; Metazoa; Cnidaria; Anthozoa; Actiniaria; Aiptasiidae. The transcript is spliced from 11 exons. Gene Ontology annotation, biological process: cell-matrix adhesion.
UAUACAAAUCAUUCCCCGUUCAUCUGCGUUUAUCGCCUUGGAAGAUAUUUUCUUGCGUCGAGGAGAUGAUGGCAGCUCAGAAAGAAUCAUGAUUUCAACAGCUUUUCCUUUCUUUAGUCGGAAUUUUACUUCAUUGUAUGGUAAACAUCAAUGGGGUAAUAUCAUUCCAAAAGACAUUCCAAAAGUAUAAGCCAAAAACGUUUCCACUUGCUGGCAGUACUAUAAUUGCUCCAUUCUGGGCUGACGUUAGUACAAACAAGGGAGGUGCUAUAUGGUACAGACAAACCACUUGCAAAGAUGUCUUGAAAGUGGCAUCACUCGACAUAAGAAAGGCUUUCCCAGAAUUCCAAUACUUCUCGGCAAUAUGGAUGUUUGUUGCCACUUGGGAGCAAGUAAACUUUUAUGGAAGUAAAAAUAAGAAUAUCACCAACACAUUCCAGUCAGUAUUGCUAACCGAUGGCCGCUACUCGUUUGUUCGUUUUAAUUACCAAAACAUCGCAUGGACUUCAGGGACAGAAAGUGGAGGCAACGCUAGUAAUGGCCUUGGAGGAACUGAAGCAGGGUGUGGGUUCAACGCAGGAUUUGGUAACUAUUCCUACAGCUUAACUGUUAAUGCUUAUAGAAACAUUAGUGUACUGGAUCUCACAGUCGAUUCAAAUGUCAAAAAACCAGGAGUGUGGAUGUUCAGGACAGACGGCAUCACUAUACAAGAAGGACAAUUAAACGAUGGUAUUGCAAAAGACGAAGAGAAUGAAGAAAAACCGAAAGGUGAAAUUUUUGAGAUGAAAUAUCCAAUAAGUUACAAUAAAUUGUCAAAGAGCAGCGCACGCGCUUUUUCAAUUCAAGUUUGUGCUUUAAUUUGAUACAAUUAGAGUGAUAGAUACAGAGAUAGCUAGUUACAGGAAAGAUAGAGAAGGGCAGACUAGUGCAGUGAUUUUUCCAUGAGCGAUUAAGAAACUCAUAUUCCACAGAACAAAAAGUAAAGUGUGAUAUCGCCAUCAUUCCUGUGGGAUUGUAGGUACAAUUUUGUGGAUCAGAUAAUCAUAUAUUUGCGCGUUUAAUUUGCUAUGGGCAUUUCCUAUUUAGAAUAAUGCUUGUUUGUUCAGUCUCUCAAUAUGCUUGCUAUUGUUGUUGUUGAUGCAAAAGGAUACAUCUCAAGUGACGCUACCACACAUUGAAUUGAAGAGGUAAGUCUUCUGAAUUAUUUUCAUGACAUAACUCUGAAGUUGCUUAACUACAACUUGAGUUUCUAAAGCUCAUCAAGACAGACGAAUCAGUAUCAAUGUGAUGACUGCGAUUUCGGAGAAGCUGAGUUAAUUACAUAUAGCAGAGCGAUUCUGAAUUCUGUAUUGGCAUUGACCAAAUAAGGUAGUAAAUCAAAGUUCAAUUCCAAACAGCUCAGAAUAGACUGGGAUCUAUCCUUCCAACAUAUAUCUCUGAAUACAACAUCGAAUCAAUCAGUUGAACUGUCAAAAGCGAUGAGAAACAUGGCAGCGUCGUUGUCAUUUCUUGUCAUGAUCAUACAAAUUAGUAUCCUCUUAAGCAAAUCUGCGUCUGUUGCCUUGGAUGAUUUCACUCCAUUUGGUGAAGACAAUGGUGAUGUUUUGAUGCACCGUGAGCUUGAUGCAGUUUCAGGCAAAAUCAAUAUUACUACAGCUUUUCCUUUCUUUGGUCGAAAGUUUACUUCCUUGUAUGUGAGCAGCCAUGGAUUGAUAUCACUCGAAAAAGCAUUUGCAAAAUAUGUACCACAACAGUUUCCUCUUUCUGAUAUGGUUACUAUAAUAGCUCCAUACUGGGCAGAUGUUGCACAAAGGAGUAAAGGUGGUAUAUGGUACAGACAAAACUCCACUAAACAUCUACUAGAAGUUGCAUCAAUCGAUGUUAGAAAUGCUUUCCUAGAAUUCCAACACUUCUCGGCAAUAUGGAUGUUUGUUACUACUUGGGAGAAAGUAACAUUCUAUCAAAGUACCAACAAGAACAUCACCAACACUUUCCAGUUGAUACUGCUGACCGAUGGCCUCUAUUCGUUUGUUCGUUUUAACUACCAGGAAAUUUCAUGGACUUCAGCGACAACAAGUGGAGGCAACUCCAGAAAUGGCCUUGGUGGAAAUGAAGCAGGGUGUGGAUUCAACGCUGGAUAUGGUAACUAUUUCUACAACGUAUCUUGGAAUAGCUUUCGAAAUAUAAGAGUACUGGAUCUCCCAUUCAAAACAAAUGUUGGUGAACCAGGAGUGUGGAUGUUCAGGACAGACGGCAUCACAAUACAAGAACCAACAGGACGAAUCACAAAAGACGUUAUCCUUGUCACGCUACGCGAUAACGGCUGAUAGUAUUACUAUCUAGAGUGGUAAAAAAAGAAAAAAGAAAAAAGAAAAAGAAAUUUUGGAGUGUCGUUUGAAACAAACAAAAAAAUAUAUGCAAUUUCAUGAAAAGUUGAGAUCUCAAAAUCAACUUAAAGGAUUAUACAGCUAUACCAUGAUAAGGUACAUAUAGACCACUUGCCAUGACCACGUUCAAAAAAGGUAAGACUUGACUUACAAGUAAAGAUAAAAUCUAUUUCUAACUUUUAAGUUUUGUAUUUUUCAGUGCAUCUCAAACGAAUGUUGCAUGACGUAGUAUUGGUUGGUAAUCAAUUGUCAUUUUAUAGGUUGAACAAUUCAUAAAUAUUUUGUAGCAUUUUGUUGCUUGUGCAUUUUUGAAAAGAACAUUAAAUACAUGAGAUUUUUAUGUAGGUGGAUUACUUUGUUUUAAAACCAGAACUAUCCGUUAUCUGGUCUCUAUCUACAUUUUUCGCAUUUGUGGUAUUUGCUUUAGUGAACAGGAAGCCCGAAAAAAUGGUAGGCUGCGAAGGAGACUAUAUUUGAUUUCCCCUCUCCAAAAAUAGACAAUAAACACCAGCCAUAUUUUGACACACAAUACGUGACAUUUCUAAUGGACAUUUAUUACAGCAUAAAGUCCUCCAUACUCUAAUACUCUAUUGAUAUAUUUUGUAUUUACCAGGUGACCAUCAAUGGAAUAAAUAUUAAUCCAGAAAUAAUUUGUAAGUUUUAGGUCUAAACCGUUUCCUCUUGAUGGUCAUGCUAUAAUUGCUCCAUUCUGGGCUGAUGUUGAUAAGGGAGGUGAUAUAUGGUACAGACAAAACACUACCACGCACAUAUUAGAAGUGGCAUCACUCGACGUAAGAAAGGCCUUCCCAGACUUCCACCGAUUCUCUGCAAUAUGGAUGUUUGUUGCAACAUGGAAACAAGAAUGAGAAUAUCACCAACACCUUUCAGACGGCAUUGCUAACCGAUGGCCGCUAUGCGUUUGUUCGCUUUACAUACCAUAACAUCACAUGGACUUCAGCGAAAUCAAGCGGAGGAAACCCCAAAUGCGGCCUUGUGUGGUUUCAACGCUGGAUUUGGUAGCUAUUACUACGACAUAACUCGUAAUGGUUAUCGAAACAUUAGUGUACUGGAUCUCUGUGUCGAAUCAAAUGUCAACAAAACACGAUUGUGGUUGUUCAGGACAGACGGCAUCACUGAAUACAGGAAGGACAUUGAUCCGGUCAUCUCUUUGAGUUAUAAGUUCCGAAUCACAAAUGAUAAUCAAAAUUAAUAUAUGUUUUUUUGCCUUUUGAUUUAGGGCUGUAUAAUUUUGAAACUAGAAUAUAAAAAUACUUUUAUAUCUCUAA